AGUAUCUCAGCGACCGUUACUGAAUGGCUCCAAGAUUGUGUGGCCAGGAGUGGCGCCACUCUCAUGCAAGCAACACCCUUAGCUUUUCCUGUAUUUCCUCUCCAAACUCCAACCACUUCUCUCUUCUCACACCCAAGGAUGGCUUUGCUGCUCAGAUUCCCCUCUCACAACACUUCCCUCUCUUUCUUCCUUUGCCCCACCCACAAACCACCGCUGUUUCCUCUUUCGCAGCCCCUCCUCGGACGAAGAAAAGGCAACGCCGCCAAGAAGAAGUGUGGCGCAGUCUCGGAUAUCAAAGCUGCGCCUCCUCCAGUUCUCGAUGAGAGCGACGAUCACAAGGUUCUUGUGGGUCCGUCCAGCGAAGAGGAAAGGCGAGGUGAGAGGGUCAUGGCGGAGUACGAUUGGACCCAAGAAUGGUACCCGCUGUACCUGGCCCAGGACCUGCCCGACGAUGCGCCUCUCGGUCUCACCGUGUUUGACAAGCACAUCGUGUUGUAUAGGGACGGUAAUGGCCACCUUCGCUGUUACGAGGACCGCUGCCCCCACAGGUUAGCAAAACUUUCUGAAGGCCAGUUGAUUGAUGGAAGACUAGAAUGUUUGUACCACGGCUGGCAAUUUGAAGAAGGUAAAUGUGUUAGGAUACCUCAGCUUCCGGCUGAUGCCAAAAUACCUCGAUCAGCUUGUCUCAGAACGUAUGAGGUGAGGGACUCUCAAGGAGUUAUAUGGGUAUGGAUGUCUCAGAAGACACCACCGAACCUUGAUAAACUACCUUGGUUUGAGAACUUUGCCAGGCCAGGUUUUCAGGAUAUUUCAACCACCCAUGAGCUUCCAUAUGAUCACUCCAUACUACUUGAGAACCUCAUGGAUCCAGCCCACGUCCCGAUUUCACAUGAUCGAACAGACUGGAGUGCAAAAAGGGAAGAUGCUCAACCGCUGCGUUUUGAGGUGUCCGAACGUACGGAUCGAGGAUUUGCCGGCUGGUGGGGAAAGGCAACAGAUCAACCCCUGCCGAACUUCUUACGGCUUGAAGCCCCAUGUGUUCUUCAGAAUAACCGGGAGAUUGUCGACGAGAAGGGGGAGAAGCACUACUUCACAGGCCUAUUCCUUUGUAGACCGACCGGACAAGGGAAAUCCAUGCUUAUUGUAAGGUUUGGAGGAACAAAAAGAUCCCCCUUGGCCAAAUUGUUCCCGCAGUGGUACUUCCAUCAAAAUGCAGGUAAGGUGUUUGAGCAAGAUAUGGGUUUCCUCUCGUCCCAAAAUGAGGUUCUAAUAAAAGAAAAAGUUCCCACCAAGGACUUGUACCUUAAUCUAAAAUCCUCUGAUACAUGGGUAGCUGAAUACCGGAAGUGGAUGGACAAAGUAGGUCAUGGGAUGCCUUAUCAUUUUGGCCACAGCACUAUUUCAUUGCCUAAAGAGCCUGCUGUGGUUGAACAUGCACCGGCGGGACUGGUUGCCGGAGUUUCUGCAUCUUUACCGGCUAAGGGAGGGAUUGGAACAAUGCAUGCUCCAAACUUGGCCAACCGAUAUUUUCGGCAUGUAAUUCAUUGCAAAGGAUGCAGAAGUGUCGUUAAAGCUUUCCAAGCCUGGAAAAAUGCUCUUUCUGCUAUGGCUCUUGCACUGACUGCAUUGGCAAUUCUAGUGUCUGGAAGGCAGUGGAAGGCCAUUCUUUUGGUGUCGGCAACCGUAUGCUCUGCCGGAGUUUAUGGAUGCUCAACUGCCAUUACAUUGAACACAACAAACUUCAUAAGGACACAUAGGAGAUUGUAAAAGACCAUGGGAAAAGCUCCCUGCACAACAGGUUGUGCACAACCUGUUGUGCAGGGAUCAGUCCCCAAAGACCAUAGGAUUACAAGGUUGCUUGGAAAGGAUAAUAUAGUACUCGAAUAUAGAUUGUGGUGUUGGUGUUUAUUCUAAUUUCAUGACUUUUAUUGCACAGGUGCCCGAAAUUCUCCAAUUUGGGUAUCAAAGAAAUGCUGCCUCUACCUCUAUGCGCUA
Messenger RNA from Alnus glutinosa, 1995 nucleotides. Its product is annotated as protein TIC 55, chloroplastic. The record is from RefSeq and is a predicted model, not a curated record. Lineage: Eukaryota; Viridiplantae; Streptophyta; Magnoliopsida; Fagales; Betulaceae. Gene Ontology annotation, biological process: protein targeting to chloroplast. Gene Ontology annotation, cellular component: chloroplast. Bases 64 to 1767 code for a protein of 567 amino acids. The transcript is spliced from 3 exons. Gene Ontology annotation, molecular function: 2 iron, 2 sulfur cluster binding; chlorophyllide a oxygenase activity.